Dermacentor andersoni is the source of this 435-nucleotide messenger RNA. Lineage: Eukaryota; Metazoa; Arthropoda; Arachnida; Ixodida; Ixodidae. The record is from RefSeq and is a predicted model, not a curated record.
AUGACCAACCCUUUGCGCAUGCUGAACUCUGCAGCACUAUCGAUGCUCGCCAGAAACAUCAGCCCGGGCAAAGAUUCGACCAUCAACAAGAAUCUCCGGAACAUUCCGCCGCAGGCUACCGCAGCCCUACUCCAGUACUUCAAUGCAUGCUGGGAGAAAGGGGAGCUGCCAGUUGAUUCGAAGCACUCGGCGAUCAUCAUGGUCUCCGAACCAAAUACACACGUCAGCAUCGAGAACUUGCGCCCAAUUCCCCUUACCUCGUGCGUAGGGAAACUUUUCGAACACAUGAAACAUAACUGGCUAACCUCAUACCUCCAGGACAACGGAUACUGUCGAAACACUGUGUUCGGUUUCAGGCAGAAGCUGUCAACGCAAGAUCUCUUCCUUCUACUCAAGGAAGACUUCAUCGACCACCUGAGUCCCAGAAGCAAAUAA